Ectocarpus siliculosus is the source of this 1541-nucleotide messenger RNA. The record is from the annotation of a GenBank genome assembly. NCBI's taxonomy places the organism in Eukaryota, Phaeophyceae, Ectocarpales, Ectocarpaceae.
ACAGCCCUCGAGAGAGAAGGAACGACGCGCACACACCCACCACCUUUCUCUCAAGCAAAGCAGCAAAAUGGGACCUCCUGCGCACCUGAAGCCGAACCACAAGGGCAAAGCCGUGCUUGCCGGAGGUAUCUCUGGUGUGGUGGAGAUCUGCAUGACGUACCCGCUCGAGUAUGUCAAGACCACCCGCCAGCUUAGCAAGGACCCGAAUGUGACGUACGGGUCCGUCAUGAGAAAUACGGUAAAAAAUACGGGAUUUUCUGGGUUCUACCGCGGUCUUUCUUCGAUGGUCUACUUCGCCGCGCCCAAGGCCGCCAUCCGUUUCGGCGCCUUCGAGUUCUGCUCCGGGCUGCUGAGCACGCCGGAAGGGGGAGACAAGUACGGCCUGGGAGCGGCCAAGGGUUUCGUAGCCGGGCUGGGAGCCGGUGCCGCCGAGGCGACGUUAGUAACCACGGCCCAGGAGACGAUUAAGAUCAAGCUGAUCGACGACCAGUUCAGCAGGGAGAAGCCCCUCUACAAGAACUUCUUCCACGGAGUCAAGACCAUCGUCGCGGAGUCCGGGUUUUCGGGGGAUGGUUGCCGAACGGUGCUCAAGGUUUCCACCGCUCAGGCCACCCGCUUCGGAGUGUUCCAGGUGCUCAAGUCUUCUCCCUACUACGGGAAGGACUCUCCCGUAAAAUCGGCCGCGGCUGGGGCUGCGGCCGGUGCGGUAUCGGUGUUCGCUUUCCAGGGUAUUGACGUGGUGAAGAGCCGGAUGCAGGGGCUGGAGUCCGCCCAGUACAGGUCCACCCUCCACUGCGCGAGUGAGAUGCUGAAGAACGAGGGCAUCACCUCCUUCUACCGCGGCAUGGCACCCCGACUGACUCGGGUCAUGUGCGAGGUGGCAAUCACCAUGUCGCUCUACGGCGAGGUGGUCAAGUUCCUCAACAGCGUGUGGAUCACCGACUAAUUCUGCCGGACGGGGGGGGGGAGGGGUUCAGUGGUGUCGUUAUUUGUUCUUUUUUGAUGCCUCCGUUUUCGGGAGCUGGUAAAGUUCCUCAAUAGUGUUUGGGUCACCGACAAAUGCUGUCGGACCACAGCUGGUGGGGGGGGUUCCGUGGUGUCAUUUUUUCUUUUUUUUGUCAUCUUUUUUGUUUUGGAAGUGGGAGGAAAACCGAGUAGCGGGUGUAGGUGGUCAAGGGUAGGCACAGGUUUGGGAGACUGGUGGAGUCAUCGCAAUAUAUUUAUUGGCCCGUUAUCCCCGACUCACUCUAUCCCUCUUUUUGCUAGGGGGGCGGGGGGGUCGGGGCUUAUGUAGUGGGCCCCCGUUGGAGUUCAAUUUUGCCAGUUUUGAGGGAUGUUGGUUUAUAGACAACAAUACCUACGUACGGACACAAUUGAGGUAUGCACACGUGUCAAAACUCUUUUUUUUUUCGAAGACGUGCAAAGCGCACACAAGACACACACAAACAAGAACGGGGCGAUAUUCAUCGAGACACUAUACUGCUUUAGAUGCCGCCACCGAAGCAACAAUAAAAAAAACGUUUAUAGAUGGAUGGCCCCAU